AUGGCUCGGAAAUCCAACGAUGAGAUUUCUUAUCCUUUAACCCCAUUUGAUGGUUACGAGCGAAUUGAUGGAGAGUCAUUUGUACCCAGAGAUGAGCUCCAACGCAAUAAGAGAAUGAAACUGUUUAUCUAUAUUGCAAUCUUCGUUGUGUUUCAGACCAUCGUCAUCACCGUACUUGCUCUCACCGUCAUGCAAGCUCACGUCCCUAGGGCCCUGUUGAACAAAAUCGACGUCCAUACCCUAAACUAUAACCCUGCAACACCUUCAUUCAACAUGAGCUUCACAACCGAAAUCUGGAUCAAGAAUACAGCAAAUUGGGGCCCUUUCAAGUUUGGUCAUGGCUCAGUUCAGUUUUAUUACCAAGGUAAUGUUAUUGGGGAAGCUGUUAUUCCAAGAGGAAAGGUUAAGAUGCGUUCCACCAAGAAGAUCAAUGUCGAGGUGAGAUUGAACUCCGAUGCAUUGCAGAGUCGUUACAAUUCGGAUCUCAGAAGUGAAAUGAACAGAGGGCUGAUAACUCUCAGGAGUGGGGUGGCUGUGCGUGGACAUCUCUAUUUGAUGUAUAUAAUGAUGAAGUCCAAGUAUGCUGUAAUGGACUGUGAAUCAGACUUUGAUUUGUCUACUAAGACGGUCAGUAUCGCUCAUAUGCAUAUUGAUUAG
This is a messenger RNA of Fragaria vesca subsp. vesca, 657 nucleotides long. RefSeq lists its product as uncharacterized. The coding region runs from base 1 to 657 and encodes 218 amino acids. The transcript has a single exon. The record is from RefSeq and is a predicted model, not a curated record. NCBI's taxonomy places the organism in Eukaryota, Viridiplantae, Streptophyta, Magnoliopsida, Rosales, Rosaceae.